UAUGUCGUUUGAAAAGUUGGAGCUGAAACUGAAAGAUCUAUACGAAUUUCGCAAAAACUAUUUUCUUAUCCAUCCAAUUGAAGAUGCGUCUUUAAAAGAUGAAAGAAUUAAUUCGAAGGUCGAAGAAAUAGUAGAAUCGAUAAAAGAUGUCAAGAAUGAUGCCUGCAAGUAUUGCAACGAGAGAGGUGAUGAAGGUUUGAGUCGACAGCAGUUGGCCAAUCUCUGUUGGAUUGAAGGGAAAGCACGAAAUGCUUCUUCUGCUUUUGACCCUCUGUGCCAGGAAAUGUUAACGAAAGCUCUGAAAUUGAACCCCGAGUUAGGAAACACUACUGAUAUCCACGUGCAGCUGGGCGAGUGUUUCUGGAAGAAGGGCGAUAAGGACGGGGCCCGACUCAGUUUCGAACAGAGUCUCCAGUCCUCACAGCCAGAUAUUACGAAGCAGGGCAAGAGGAAUCUCUCAAUCCUCAUGCGACAGGUGGCAGCCGCUAGCAAUGAUCAAGAGCAUCAUAUGGAGUACAUGGAGAAAUCCAUCAAAUUGGUUAAGGAAGCAAUUCAGAUCGACUUCAUGGAUGGUGUCUCGUGGUAUAUUUUGGGAAACGCUCACUUCUCCCAGUUUUUCGUCGACGGGCAGAAGCCAGAGACGUUGAAGCAGGCGUUGCAAGCGUACAAAAAUGCUUUCAAGGACGAACUGUCGAAUUACAACUGUGAUCUGCUCUACAAUUACGGAAUACUACUCAAGUUCCAGGAAAAAUACGAAGAGUCACUAAAAUCUCUGCAACUAGCCUCGAAGUUAGACCCUGUUUGGAGUGAAGCGGAAGAACAAGCAACUAACAUGGAGUUAUUACUAACUCAACUGACGGAUCUGAUUGCAUCUAGAGGAGGAUUGAAGCAGAAACAGUUUGAUAAAAUAGUGUCAAAAUUUGACCUCAGUCAUUUGGGACCGUUCAGUGAACCAUUUAAAGACCCUAAAACUGAGACUUUAAUCGGUUUAAAACAGUGUAGUUUGAGCGAGCUUUCGAAAAGCGAACCUGCAAGUAGUAAAAACUUAAAUCAAGACAAAGUAUGUCUUCUCAAGGUAAUCGGAGAGCUGGGUCUUAAUUUACAACAACCGCCCUAUUUCUGCAUAGCCUCAGAUUCAGCCGCAGACAUAUGUGCCGUAUCAGUUUUCAAUGCGGCCAGCAAUUUUCAUCUGCAACGUGGUGAUUCUUUAGCGAUCAGGCAACCUUUUAUUACGGAACAUAGAUUUGAAAUCUUCUCAUUAAAAGAUCAAAAAUCUUCAGAAAAAGAACGAACCGAGAAAAGUGUGAAUUUUUGUUUAAUCAGAGUCAAUUCACCUGUGGAUUUGGUGGUUAAUGGGAAAAAAGGAAAUAAAGGCAUGCAGGUAUUCGCAUCUGUGGGAGUUGAAGCAAAGGCUAGUUAAAAUCAACGGUGUUCAGAUUGAUAGCAAUUGGUUUUGUAGAAGCUUAAAUAGUGUGCAGUCAAAUAUGGCAAAUUUGCGAAUAUUCUGAAGCUUGCAAACUGAUCUAUAUCUCUAUUCCACGUAGAUUUUUUCCUAUAAAUAUUUGUAA
Messenger RNA from Symsagittifera roscoffensis, 1568 nucleotides. Its product is annotated as tetratricopeptide repeat protein 5-like. The record is from RefSeq and is a predicted model, not a curated record. Lineage: Eukaryota; Metazoa; Xenacoelomorpha; Acoela; Convolutidae. The coding region runs from base 2 to 1420 and encodes 472 amino acids. Gene Ontology annotation, molecular function: protein binding. The transcript has 4 exons.